This is a messenger RNA of Eleginops maclovinus (Patagonian blennie), 2203 nucleotides long. RefSeq lists its product as uncharacterized. The transcript is spliced from 15 exons. The coding region runs from base 290 to 2125 and encodes 611 amino acids. Lineage: Eukaryota; Metazoa; Chordata; Actinopteri; Perciformes; Eleginopidae. Gene Ontology annotation, molecular function: guanyl-nucleotide exchange factor activity. The record is from RefSeq and is a predicted model, not a curated record.
GCUACACAGGAGACACACACACACACACACACACACCGCUGAUCACUACAUCCACGUUGCUCCACAGAGGAGGAAGCAUUGGAUAUUUGGGGUCUUUUUUAUGGGAUGUACUGCCUCGUUUCUGAUGUCUGGCGGAGGAAUAUCUGAGAGCUGUAAGUGAGUUUUUCUGCUGACCCUGCCUUCUGUGUAGAAGCAGGGCUUGGCUCCGGCAGAUAUUCCCUGCAGCUCUCUGGCAGCCGGACGCUUCCUCAGCAGAGCGGCUGCUGGCAGAGCAACACCUGAGCAGGUCAUGAAGCCUCAGGAGGCCGAGCUCGUCUCUGAGAUCUCGAAGCUGCAGUGCAUGGUGUCGGAGCUGAAGUCGGGCUUCAGCGGCGCCCUGCUGGAGCUCAGUCAGAUCCAGCAUGGAGACAGUGACCUGAGGGAGGAACUGCAGGAGAACCGGAGGAGCUGCAGGAAGAAGGCUCUGCGUCUGGAGGCGCUGGUGGAGGCUCUGAGGGAUGAGCUGGGGGAGAUGAGCGGUCAGAUCCUGCAGCUGUACAGACAGAAACCUCUGCAGGAAGACAAGAGCGCCACCGCCAAGAACACAGAGAGCGGAGAUGUGUGUGAGCGCAGGACGCAGUGUGUGUGUGUGUGUGCAGCGUCGUGUGUGUCCCGGGGGAAGCUGCUGCUGCACUGCUUCCUGCAGGGCCUGAAAGCCGGACUGAGUGAGGGAACAGACGCUCGUCAUCAGGUGGCGAUGCAGCUGCUCCACUCAGAGUGGGAGUACGUGUCCACCUUAAACCAGCUGUACGAUAAAUACAGGAAGCCCCCCGACCACCUGAUGACCCUGGAGCCAUAUCAGACGUACCUGAGCUUUGUGGAGCAGCUGCUGCAGAGACACCUGCUCUUCAGGAACACCCUGCAGGAGAGGCUCUCUGCGGAGCACUGGAAGUCUCUGAUCGGAGACAUCCUGGUGCAGCUGAUCGGACAGAACGACACGGCCUUCUCUGAGAUGUACCUGGGAUACACGACCACGCUCGCCUCCUUCCUCUCUCUGGAGUUCAACAGGAUCAACCUCUCGGAGGAGACGCAGAGCGCUCAGGCGGAGGAGAUGAAGCUUCUGUCUCUGCUGCUCGCUCCCGUCUCCAGAAUCCAUGCCUACCUGAGCCACAUCCAGAGCCUGCUGCAGUGGACCGGGAAGGAGCACCCUGACUGCAGCCUGCUGCUCGGAGCGGAGAAAGCGCUGAGGAGCCUUCUGACCCGCUGCCAUCAGACCCUGCAGGAGGACGUCCAGUGGGAGGAGGGCGGGGGUCAGAGUGAUGCGGAGGCUGCGGGGUGCUGCAGGAGACAGGCUGCAGACAGCAGCUCCGUGCAGAGAGAGGAGGGGUCCGGCCUCACUAACGGGGCACCCUGCGGCCCCUCGAUGCGGGUGGAGUGCUGGUCCUGCAGCCCGGUGAGAAGGACCCUCCCCUCACACCCUCACCCGGACUGUGGGCACGCCUGCUGCUCCCUCCUCACCCCCUCCCCCGCAGCGUGGGGGGAGAACAGCGACUCAGGGCAAGGCACCUACAGGCAGGAGGCCCCCCACCCACACCUGCAGGACGGGGGGGAGACGGACCCUGACGACACCUCGGGCUUCAGCUUCUCCUCCGUCUCCUCCUGCAGCCCCGACGGCACCCUGCGGGGGGGCAGGCUGGAGGAGGAGGAGGAGGAGGAGGAUAGCCAGGAGCCGGUGCUGCUGAAGAGGGAGGGGCCCCGGGAGAGGGAGGGGCCCCGGGACAGGGAGGUGCCCCGGGAGAGGGCGGUGUGUCUGAGGUGGCAGAUCCCCAGACUGACCCCCCACCCCCCGCCCUGCCUGGUCAGCUCUUAUGGGAGGAGAGUGGUCAGUGUGAGGAGAGGCUCCCCUCCCCCCCUCCAUCCCAACAGCGCCUUCAGACCCAUCUGGGACGACCCCAAACAGCAGCAGGUGGACUCUGCUCCAGAGAAAGACAGCCGAGGAUUCGUCCCGAUUCAGACAGCAGGGAGGAAAACCUUCCACAACCCCGCCCCCAGCCGGGAAAACAUCAGAGGGGGCCCGGUGCAGCAGAGUGGGGGGGGCCUGUGGGAGGACAGCGAGGACAGCGAGGGGCCCUGCAGCACCGUGUGAACAUUUACACUUUUACUUUAUUUCUAAUUUCUUUCUUUCAAGGAAACUUUUGCCCCAAAUGGAGAUGCAUGGAUGGUG